This is a messenger RNA of Aspergillus sclerotioniger CBS 115572, 892 nucleotides long. RefSeq lists its product as uncharacterized. The transcript has a single exon. The record is from RefSeq and is a predicted model, not a curated record. The coding region runs from base 237 to 809 and encodes 190 amino acids. Lineage: Eukaryota; Fungi; Ascomycota; Eurotiomycetes; Eurotiales; Aspergillaceae.
UAGAUGAUCUCAGGAUUAAUAUAAGAUUCCAGUCCCUUAUAGCAUUUCUGUCUGAAACUUAUAGAUUAGUCAGUCUUAUAUAUAUUCUAAUCUUAGCUUUAUAAAUGUAAUGCCCAUGUACUUCUAAGCCAGCAUGUUCUUUUAUCAAAGCCUUAUUCUAAUAAUAUAUUAAUAUCUAGACUUGGCAACUUCAUAUUAAUCUGUGAAACGAGAGGAUCCUGUUUAACUUGAUUUGGAUGCUGCUGCAAGAUCUUACAAGGAAGAACUUUCAUUUAUUGGGCCUGCUCGAUCGUAUGAUGCUGCCAGGUUUAGCAGUGGACAGAAGUGGACAGAAGCGGCAGAAGUGGACAGAAGUGGACAGAAGUGGACAGAAGCAGCAGGAGUGGACAGAAGUGGACAGAAGUGGACAGAAGCGGCAGAAGUGGACAGAAGUGGACAGAAGCGGCAGAAGUGGACAGAAGUGGACAGAAGUGGACAGAAGUGGACAGAAGUGGACAGAAGUGGACAGAAGUGGACAGAAGUGGACAGAAGUGGACAGAAGUGGACAGAAGUGGACAGAAGUGGACAGAAGUGGACAGAAGUGGACAGAAGUGGACAGAAGUGGACAGAAGUGGACAGAAGUGGACAGAAGUGGACAGAAGUGGACAGAAGUGGACAGAAGUGGACAGAAGUGGACAGAAGUGGACAGAAGUGGACAGAAGUGGACAGAAGUGGACAGAAGUGGACAGAAGUGGAGAGUGGACAGAAGUGGACAGAAGUGGACAGAAGCAGAGAUGUGCACAGAAGUGGACAGGAGUAGACAGAAGUAGACAGAAGUAGACAGAAGUGGACAGACUAAUUAGAUAGAACCGGAUAGGUGGUACAGAUCAGGGUACUACAGAGUACUUUACAG